Molecule: messenger RNA, 1722 nt
Organism: Salvia miltiorrhiza (redroot sage)
Lineage: Eukaryota; Viridiplantae; Streptophyta; Magnoliopsida; Lamiales; Lamiaceae
Product: zinc finger protein VAR3, chloroplastic
Exons: 6
Coding region: 181-1365 (394 amino acids)
Cellular component (GO): cytoplasm
Molecular function (GO): mRNA binding
Source: RefSeq, a predicted model, not a curated record
AUGUCAGGGUUAAACCCUUAUGAGCCCCUAAACAACAGUCUCUCUCUUCUUCUUCCACUAGUAUGCAGUAUCCCUUAAAGCUCCAUCAAAACCUUAGUCUUAAACCCUAAUAAAAUCUCAUGUUUCCAAACCAUAAAUUCUACUAGUAACAAUAACAGAGAGAAGAAGAAGGAAAAAGAGAUGGCAGUUUCAAGAUUAUUCAUCCUUCUAGGCCACUCAAUCCUCCACAAUCCUCGCAGUUUUUCACAACCCCCACUCCUCAAAUUCAACAUAGCAUGCCUUCCUCAUUCCCUCCGCCUCAAGCGCUGCAUCUCCUCCGCUGUCACGCUUGAUUCCGAGACUCCUGCUCUCUCCGCUGAUGCCAUUUCUGCUCACCCGUGGCCGGAAUGGGUUAAUUUCGUCGACCAAUUGAAGGUCAAAGGCUACAUUACUCAGAACGCCGCGGCUGCGGAAAAUGGCGGGGAUACGGGUGCCGAGAGCGCCGCUGUCUACAGGGAGUUGAAGUUGGUUAAGGACGCGUGUAUGAGCUUUGCGCGCGACCGUUUUGACAUUUUCAAGUUAUUGCCCACUUCAGAUAUUCAAGCGAUUGUAGAGCAAGGAUGUCCCAGUGUUUUCAGAAAACCUGUUAACUCAGCAAAAAGGUUGAGGGCACAUCUACAAAUUGAUGAAGGAGAUGUGUGUAGUUCGUGCAGUCUUCGUAGUUCAUGUGAUAGAGCAUAUGUUUUGCUAACUGAAUCUGAAUCUGCUGCACGUACAGUAGAUGUAGUUCGUAUUUUAUUGAAUUUUGCAUUAGAUCCACUUGUUGUUUCCGGAGAAGUAGAAGAUAAACCUACAGGUAGGGAGCUCGUCGAAUCAUCAGCGAGGAGAUUGCUCUCAGAGUUGGUCGAGCUUAGCGAAACACCUCCUGACCCUGACCUUCCAAAGCCCGCCUCUGUAGUUCAUCAAAAAAAGAAGCAAUCUUUUGAUUCAUCAGAUACUGAGACCUCAAAAAGUAUAGAUAUGAAACCGGGAGAUUGGGUGUGCACUGAGUGCAAUUUCAUGAACUUUGCUAGAAACGUACGAUGUCUCAAGUGUAAAGCAAAUGGACCCAAGGCCAGUAGCAUGUAUACUGGUGGAGGUGGUGUUGAAAUGAAAAAGGGGGAUUGGAACUGCGCUCAGUGUUCCUUUAUGAACUUUGCAAGCAACAAGCAGUGUUUCCGCUGUCAAGGACCACGUCCCAAGAGGCAACUAAAACCUGGGGACUGGGAAUGCCCCAAGUGCGAUUUCUUGAAUUUUAGUCGUAACACCGUCUGCAAAUCAUGCAAUCGCGAACGCCCACUAGAGUCUGGAGUGCAAGAUGUGUUACAUACAAGGAAGCCUUACUAAGUCCAUUUUAGAAUUGCUUAUGCAGAAUACAACUUCUGAAGAUGGUUUUUGUUCUUGGCUCUAAGGUGAUAUAUUCCUGCAAGGUUUAAUGUUGGUAUUCUUUUCAGAUAGUCUUUUUUCUACAUGUGUUUUUCCUCUGUGGAUUUAUUACAUGGUGUAAUAAAAGAUGAGUCCUUCCAGAAGAAAAUACUAAGUAGUAUAUAGUCGAUUGAUAAGUUUCUGUGUUCUUAAAUUGAACAACCCAACUUCUGGUAGCUCCACCCUCCCUAGUAUGCUUGGGGGUGGGGGAGGGGGUGCGGCCACCCAUAUUUUAUGGGUUAAUGAUCAGAUAUGCCCUAGUUUGAGUGGUUUUAUCAA